Messenger RNA from Blepharisma stoltei, 752 nucleotides. The record is from the annotation of a GenBank genome assembly. NCBI's taxonomy places the organism in Eukaryota, Ciliophora, Heterotrichea, Heterotrichida, Blepharismidae.
AUGCAAAGAAAAAGAAGUUUGAUAUGAAAGUCAGCUAUCUGUGAAAGACACCGAAAUCCAAGAACUAAAGCAGAAACUAGCUGAUCCUGGAUUUUUACUCGAAAUCGAUGAUUUUUCCAAAAGUGAAAUUUCCCCUGAAAAGCCUCGGCUGUCCCUUAUACCUCCACUUUCUCCAAACUUCUGCACUUUAGCCACUUCAUAUACCCCAAAUAUUACUCCAAGAAAAAAAUUUGACUCAAGCUUUGAAAGUGAAGUAUCCACACAAAUAUUUUCGAGAGAUGAUUUGAAGCUAAAUAUCGCUGAUUUAUCAAAAAUCCAAGAUACUUCAUCUGAAGGAAAUUGAAGAAAUGAGCAGAAAAAACUAUAUGAAGAAAAAAUAAAUCAGCUAAAAGAAGAUUACAACGAAUUACUUACUCCUCCCCCUCCGUGAGUGAACAAAAAAAUUUUGUUCACUCACGGAGGACGGAGGGGGGUUAACUUUUUUUGCUAAAAAAAUUUAUAUAUAAAUUUUAUAAAAAAUUUUUUUUCGAAAUUUAAAAAAAAAUCCUAAUUCGCAAAAAUUGGAAAGCAAAUAUUAAUUCAAUUUGCAAAAUUUAUAUUUUAAAAAGCAAUUCGUUUAAAAUUAAACAGAAUUAGCUCUACAUUUCAUUAUACUAAUUAUCAUUUAUAUAUUAAAACUUUUUUCCAUAAAAAACUUUUCUAUUAAAAAAAUUUUUGUUCGCUCACGGAGGGUGGGUUUUUUGGGCAAAAAA